This is a messenger RNA of Acanthosepion pharaonis, 3510 nucleotides long. NCBI's taxonomy places the organism in Eukaryota, Metazoa, Mollusca, Cephalopoda, Sepiida, Sepiidae. The record is from the annotation of a GenBank genome assembly.
AUGUCAGAAAAAAGAAUAAGAAUGAAUUUCUAUCUUUUUUUCUUUCUUUCUCCUCAUUUUGUUUCUUUCUUCAUUUCCUCUAUUUCUUUCUUUUUUCUUUCUUUUCUCUUCAUUUCUUUGUUCAUUUCCUCUAUUUCUUUCUUUUUUCUUUCUUCUCUCCUCAUUUCUUUGUUCAUUUCCUUUAUUUCUUUUUUCUUUCUUUCUUUCUUUCUUUCUUUCUUUCUUUCUUUCUUUCUUUCUCCCCAUUAUGUGUUUCCUUGUUCAUUUCCUCUAUUUUUUCUUUUUUCUUUCUUUUCUCCUCAUUUCUUUGUUCAUUUCCUUUAUUUCUUUUUUCUUUCUUUCUUUCUUUCUCCUCAUUAUGUGUUUCUUUCUUCAUUUCCUCUAUUUCUUUCUUUUUUCUUUCUUUUCUCUUCAUUUCUUUGUUCAUUUCCUCUAUUUCUUUCUUUUUUCUUUCUUCUCUCCUCAUUUCUUUGUUCAUUUCCUUUAUUUCUUUUUUCUUUCUUUCUUUCUUUCUUUCUUUCUCCCCAUUAUGUGUUUCUUUGUUCAUUUCCUCUAUUUCUUUCUUUUUUCUUUCUUUUCUCUUCAUUUCUUGUUCAUUUCCUUUCUUUCUUUCUUUUUUUCUUUCUUUUCUCCUCAUUUCUUUGUUCAUUUCCUUUAUUUCUUUUUUCUUUCUUUCUUUCUCCCCAUUAUGUGUUUCUUUGUUCAUUUCCUCUAUUUCUUUCUUUUUUUCUUUCUUUUCUCUUCAUUUCUUUGUUCAUUUCCUCUAUUUCUUUUUUUUUUUCUUUCUUCUCUCCUCAUUUCUUUUGUUCAUUUCCUUUAUUUCUUUUUUUUUUCUUUUUCUUUCUUUUCUUUCUUUCUUUUCUCCUCAUUAUGUGUUUCUUUGUUCAUUUCCUCUAUUUCUUUUUUUUUUUCUUUUCUCUUCAUUUCUUGUUCAUUUCCUUUCUUUCUUUUUUUUUUCUUUCUUUUCUCCUCAUUUCUUUGUUCAUUUCCUUUAUUUCUUUUUCUUUUUUCUUUCUCCCCAUUAUGUGUUUCUUUGUUCAUUUCCUCUAUUUCUUUUUUUUCUUUCUUUUUCUUCAUUUCUUUGUUCAUUUCCUUUAUUUUUUUUUUUUUCUUUCUUUCUCCUCAUUAUGUGUUUCUUUGUUCAUUUCCUCUAUUUCUUUCUUUUUUCUUUCUUUUCUCUUCAUUUCUUUGUUCAUUUCCUUUAUUUCUUUUUUCUUUCUUUCUUUCUCCUCAUUAUGUGUUUCUUUGUUCAUUUCCUCUAUUUCUUUCUUUUUUCUUUCUUUUCUCUUCAUUUCUUUGUUCAUUUCCUUUAUUUCUUUUUUCUUUCUUUCUUUCUCCUCAUUAUGUGUUUCUUUUUGUUCAUUUCCUCUAUUUCUUUCUUUUUUCUUUCUUUCUCUUCAUUUCUUUGUUCAUUUCCUUUAUUUCUUUUUUUUUUUUUUUUCUCCUCAUUUCUUUGUUCAUUUCCUUUAUUUCUUUUUUCUUUCUUUCUUUCUCCUCAUUAUGUGUUUCUUUGUUCAUUUCCUCUAUUUCUUUCUUUUUUUUCUUUUUCUCUUCAUUUCUUUUGUUCAUUUCCUUUAUUUCUUUCUUUUUCUUUCUUUUCUCCUCAUUUCUUUGUUCAUUUCCUUUAUUUUUUUUUUUUUUCUUUCUUUCUUUCUCCCAUUAUGUGUUUCUUUGUUCAUUUCCUCUAUUUCUUUCUUUUUUCUUUCUUUUCUCUUCAUUUCUUUGUUCAUUUCCUUUAUUUCUUUUUUCUUUCUUUUCUCCUCAUUUCUUUGUUCAUUUCCUUUAUUUCUUUUUUCUUUCUUUCUUUCUCCUCAUUAUGUGUUUCUUUGUUCAUUUCCUCUAUUUCUUUCUUUUUUCUUUCUUUUCUCUUCAUUUCUUUGUUCAUUUCCUUUAUUUCUUUCUUUUUUCUUUCUUUUCUCCUCAUUUCUUUGUUCAUUUCCUUUAUUUCUUUUUUCUUUCUUUCUUUCUCCCCAUUAUGUGUUUCUUUGUUCAUUUCCUCUAUUUCUUUCUUUUUUCUUUCUUUUCUCUUCAUUUCUUUGUUCAUUUCCUUUAUUUCUUUCUUUUUUUCUUUCUUUUCUCCUCAUUUCUUUGUUCAUUUCCUUUAUUUCUUUUUUCUUUCUUUCUUUCUCCUCAUUAUGUGUUUCUUUGUUCAUUUCCUCUAUUUCUUUCUUUUUUCUUUCUUUUCUCUUCAUUUCUUUUUUCAUUUCCUCUAUUUUUUUCUUUUUUCUUUCUUUUCUCCUCAUUUCUUUGUUCAUUUCCUUUAUUUCUUUUUUCUUUCUUUCUUUCUUUCUUUCUUUUUUUCUUUCUCUCCAUUAUGUGUUUCUUUGUUCAUUUCCUCUAUUUCUUUUCUUUUUCUUUCUUUUCUCUUCAUUUCUUUGUUCAUUUCCUUUAUUUCUUUCUUUUUUUUUUUUCUUUUCUCCUCAUUUCUUUGUUCAUUUCCUUUAUUUCUUUUUUUUUCUUUCUUUCUUUCUCCCCAUUAUGUGUUUCUUUGUUCAUUUCCUCUAUUUCUUUUUUUUUUCUUUCUUUUCUCUUCAUUUCAUUUUGUUCAUUUCCUUUAUUUCUUUUUUUUUUUCUUUCUUUUCUCCUCAUUUUUUUUGUUCAUUUCCUUUAUUUCUUUUUUCUUUCUUUCUUUCUCCUCAUUAUGUGUUUCUUUGUUCAUUUCCUCUAUUUCUUUCUUUUUUCUUUCUUUUCUCUUCAUUUCUUUUUUCAUUUCCUCUAUUUUUUUCUUUUUUCUUUCUUUUCUCCUCAUUUCUUUGUUCAUUUCCUUUAUUUCUUUUUUCUUUCUUUCUUUCUUUCUUUCUUUUUUUCUUUCUCUCCAUUAUGUGUUUCUUUGUUCAUUUCCUCUAUUUCUUUCUUUUUUCUUUCUUUUCUCUUCAUUUCUUUUUUCAUUUCCUCUAUUUUUUUCUUUUUUCUUUCUUUUCUCCUCAUUUCUUUGUUCAUUUCCUUUAUUUCUUUUUUCUUUCUUUCUCCUCAUUAUGUGUUUCUUUGUUCAUUCCCUCUAUUUCUUUUUUUUCUCCUCAUUUCUUUAUUCAUUUUCUUUAUUUCUUUCUUUUUUCUUUCUUUUUUUUCUUCUAUUUCUUCAUACUUCUUUUCUUCCUUUCUUUCCUCUCAUUUGUCUUCUAUGACUUUCUUUAUUUACAUUCUUCUUUCUUUUUCGUUCUUUCUUUUUCUUUCUUCCUUUUUCUUUCAUUUUAUUCCUUUAUCUUUCUUCCUUUUUCUUUCUUUCUAUUUUCUUUCUUUUCCUUUCUUUUCCUUUCUUUUUCUUUCUUUCUUUUUUCUGUCUUCCCUUUUUUCUUCCUUUUUCCUAUCUUUUUCUUUCUUCCUUUUUUCUUUUUUCUUUCUUUCAUUUUUCUUUCUUUCUUUUUCCUCAUCUAUUUCUUUUCUAGGCAUAUCUAUCUAUCUAUCUAUCUAUCUAUCUAUCUAUCUAUCUAUCUAUCUAUCUAUCUCAGUCUGUUCAUUAUCUGUCUCUCUAUAUAUGUUCAUAUCUAUAUAUGCCGAUUUUUAAGGUAA